AAAACAUAUAAAACGUAUAUUUUUCGAACGUAUUCACAUUAUCUUACUUGAGAAGCAGAAAAAAUCACAAAAUAACUUUAGAAAUGAAACUUUUAGUCCUUUUGGUUAGUUUGGUAGUAGUCAGCGCAUCAGACUAUGAAUUAUGGGAAGAAUUCAAAGUAAAAUUCUCAAAAUCGCACUCAUUAACUGAAGAUAAGCUACGUUUCGAAAUUUUUCAAAAUAACCUGCGCAAAAUCGAAGAGCAUAAUGCCAUGUAUGAAAAAGGAGAAAUAUCAUAUUUUCUCAAAGUAACUCAAUUUGCUGACUGGACUUCAGAGGAAUUCAAAUCCAUGCUGGGGGCUCAACUUAAUGGAAAGCCAGAAAUCAGUCCCAUAGGCACAUUUAAACCCGAAGCUAACUUCACCAGACCAGAGUCUAUUGAUUGGAGACAAAAAGGAGCAGUAUUAGGAGUUAAGAAUCAAGGACUAUGUGGCUCAUGCUGGGCUUUUAGUACUACAGGUACUCUUGAGGGUCAGCUUGCCAUUCACCGCAAUCAAUACAUUCCUUUAAGUGAACAGGAAUUGGUAUCUUGUGUUAAAGAUAACUUUGCAUGUAAUGGUGGUUGGGUUGACGUUGCCUACAAGUACGUACAACAAAAUGGUCUAAGUUCUGAAGAACAGUAUCCAUACUCUGGCAUCAAGGUUAGUUGCACUAAUAAUAUCGCCAACAAACCUCUCACUUCUAUUCAAGGAUAUUCCUUAGUUGGAACGAACGAAGAAGCAAUGGCCGAUGCCGUUGCAAGUGUAGGGCCAAUUUCGAUAUAUGUCAACGCUAAUGAUGAUUGGCAGCUCUAUGGAGGUGGUGUUUUCGAUCACAAUGACUGUGAUGAUGAUUAUAAUCAUGCUGUUAUGAUCAUAGGCUACGAUUCUCAAUCCUGGACCAUCAAAAAUUCUUGGGGUACAAGCUGGGGAGAAGAAGGCUAUAUAAGACUAAUCAGAGGCAAAAGUCAAUGCGGUGUUACAGUUUUUCCUAUUUAUCCUGUACUGUAAUCGAUAAAUAAAGUGGUUUGAAAAA
Molecule: messenger RNA, 1053 nt
Organism: Diorhabda carinulata
Lineage: Eukaryota; Metazoa; Arthropoda; Insecta; Coleoptera; Chrysomelidae
Product: cathepsin L-like proteinase
Exons: 4
Coding region: 84-1028 (314 amino acids)
Biological process (GO): immune response
Cellular component (GO): lysosome
Molecular function (GO): cysteine-type endopeptidase activity
Source: RefSeq, a predicted model, not a curated record